CAUCAAUCUUGUGAGGGUUGCAGUAACGAGCGGAUUCAGGUCUGACAGCGCAUGCUCUUUUGGACAAGUGUCAAGUUAUCUUCUUCAUUAACGUGAACCAAAGGUUUGUGAAUUUUCUCAAUGGCAAGCAGAUUUUCCAUCAUAUAUACUACGACUCUGGGCUGCCUUCUUCUCAUAACAAACUGCGAUCCAGAACGUCUCCCGCUCCCAGCGAACGCAGAAGACGGCCUCGCAGACAACAAAGUAACCGCCCUGAUUUCAGCGAGUAAAAAACAAGAGAUCCAGAUGCAAUUUCUGAGCGCAAAGGCUUCAGAGGAAUUAUUCGCUUUCAUCUUCUCAGUUUCUCCGCCUCAUAUCUUUUACUUUCUCUACGACGAGACUUAUAAAGACAUGAGCAGCGUUCUCACGACGCCCUCAAACAACUGGAUCAGCUAUGCAGUGACUCAGUUCUCUCAGGAUUUCACACCUCUCCUCGGCGCUUUGUCCUCCUCCCUGGUCGCUGCUUCCUCCUCCAGGCGUCAUGUCCUGGUCGCUUGCAAUGAGGAGAAUACCCUUGCAUUGUUUCGACUGAUAUCUCGAAGAAAUCUAGAAAGUCCCUCCAUCUGGUGGAUUGUUAUGGUUACGUCUGAAAAUACAAUGCAACUUCUGCAGUUGGCGUUAAGAGAAGGUUCACAGGUUAUUGCUAUUCAGAUCACUGGAAUGGACUCCGUCAAGCUUCACGCUUCCAGAAUGGAUAGCGCCGGUUUGGUGAGGUUCCAAGACAGCGGUGUCUGGACGCUGGGCCACAAGGACUUCACGUCAAAAAUGUCAAGAUCCCUGUUCUAUGAUCUGGACGCAAGGUACUCGAAUUUCGAGAGACGAAAGCUGACGGGAACAGCGAACAGCGUUACACCGUUUAUCGUUCUGGAAAAACAGGACGACGGACAGCUGAUUCUGACGACCGGUUUCGAAGGCAGCGUUAUCAAGGCCCUCAGCAAAACGCUCAACUUUACGUAUAGGAUGAUGACCCCAGCAGAUGGUCAGUGGGGUGGACCUUUGCCGAAUGGGUCGGUGACUGGUCUGAUCGGCGACGUAUACAGGAGACAAGCCCAUUUCGCCAUGACUUCUAUCACAAUUACCCAGGCCCGGGAGAGAAUAAUAGACUUCACGUACCCUUACCACACCGACAGUCUCACACUGGUAUCGCGAACACCGAAGAGAGAGAUUUCAGCCUCUGCCGUCUUCUCGCCAUUCUCGGCAGAGGUGUGGUACCUCAUCGCCUCGACUCCGUUCGCGUUCAGCCUUGUGGUCUUCUUUCAAGUAUGGAUAACGAAAACCUAUCUCAGGAUUAAGACGAGCAAAUACAGCUUCUCCAAUAUAUUCAUCAAUGCCUGUGCGAGUCUGUUAAGGCAGGAGAACCAACUAUUAUUCGAGCACUGGUCAGGGCAGACAGCUUUUCUGCUGUGGUAUCUCUACGCCUUCAUGGUCUCAGCUUUGUACUCGGGUAUGUUGAUAACGACAAUAGUUAUACCAUCGUAUAACCGGCCAAUCGACUCGUUAACUGAUCUGCCUAAAGCCAUUUCCAACGGUUUCACUCUGCAAGUGGCUGCUGAGACAAGUCACGAAUUUCUCUUCAAGGAUGCUACUAGCGGCAUAUAUGCUGAGACAUGGAAGCUAUUCAAUCAUAAAGACAGGUCGAAGAGUUUUGUUGACACCAGCUUAUCGUAUGAUGAGAUUCUUGAGAAAAAGAUCGUGAUCGUCGAGGCAGAGACAGCAGGAAAAUUCCGCUCCAUGAAGAGAGGCAGACGCCAUUAUUACUUUGCCAGAGACACCUUCUCACCUCAAAACUAUGGAAUUGCCUGCUUCCCAGGGGCUCCUUUCAUCGGCAAGUUCAAUAAAGUAUUAUCUUCACUGAUCGAGAGCGGCCUUAUCAAGAAAUGGAUGAAUGAAGAGUUUCGGAAAGUUGAAGCCCAGGGAACCACGUUAGACGAAGAAGCUGUUGCACCCAGGCCCUUCUCCCUCACGCAGAUGCAGUGGUUUGUAUUCGUUACUUCCAAAGGAAAUAUACCGUCCCCGUGGAAGAAAGAAACUUGUGAAUGACAGGGAUUACGUAAUUAUAUGAAGCACAGAAACGAAAUACCGAUGGAUCGAAGACUAACAGGAAAUGCGAAAUUUAGUCCUGUAAAGCUUGAGUCCACAUCAUUGACACACGAUGAAGAUUAUUGUCAUAAUUAAGCACGUUGGUGAACAUUAUCAUGGUUGGUUCGUGUGCUUCGAAAGCCAAAGUUCGGAAAACUUUAGCAGACUUAAAGACACAAGCAAUUUCUUCCAUGGAACCUUCGCAUUCAUUAAUUGCGACCACUUGUGAAAAGCUUGAUGAAAAUGAAAUGGCUCGCAUGCUCUCCUAUUCGUGCGUCAUUCGCAAUAUAAGGAACUGGUGUCACGCAAAGGUAAAUGCUCCUCUAAAUCCCUCAGCGUCGAUUUGGUUAUGGGAUAUCCAGCGAAUACAAGUUCCUUGAGAGUGGCGAACUUUUCCUUCCUGUGGCGUGAUACUGGUGAAAAUGAUAUGGGCAGAUUAAUUGUGUUUGCAACCGGUAAAGAGCUUGGAAAUUUAGUGAAUGUAAAACACUGGGCAGGUGAUGGAACUUUUAAGUGCUGUUCUACCACAUUUCAUCAGUUGUAGUGCACGCUUCAUAUUCAAGUGGGUUCAUUUAAUGUUACGCGAUUGUUUGCACCGCGUCCAAACAAGAAUCGGGAAUCUUACACCCACUUUUUUCAUAAGCUAACUGAAUUACGUCACCGACUGCCCCCUGAAAACGUUACGAUGGGUUUUGAAAAAGCAGGCAUUAGUAGCAUUUUAUUUGUUUCCUGAUGCUUCCAUCUCAUGUUGUCGUUUUCAUCUAUCUCAAAAAGUGCACAAAAAAGUAUGUGAAAUUGGCUUUAAAGAAAAAUACCAUCGUGAUAAUGAGUUUAACAUUAAAAUCAGACAUUUUUUGGCGCUGACUUUUCUCCCUCUCGAUGAUGUGAUUGAUGGACUCGAAGAGAUUAUAGAUGACGUCGAUCUUCCACAAGAAUUUGUCUUAUUUUGAAAUAUCGUACAUAGGAUGCGUGAGAGGCAUUAGACAGCGAAGAACUUCUGUGUUUCCCAUUGUUCGUUAGAAUAUCCUCUGUAGAACCGAAACAUACAUGCCUCGCACUAAUAACCAUUUAGAGGGAUAUCACAACACACUACAAAGUUCUGUAACUUGCACACAUCCGAAUCUAUGGAAAUUAAUUACCGCAUUGAAAAGGGAAGACCACUCGGCACAAUUGAAAAAGAUUCAAUUUGAUCGAAGUGAUAUCUGCGAGAGAAAGAGAGGGAAAAAACCGUAUAUGAUAUAAACAAACGGCUGCAGAUUAUUACUGAGUGAUAUAGUCCCGAAAAAAAGGAUGGAUUUUGUACGAGCAGUAGCUCACAGACUUCAUCAUCAUUAAAGCUUUUAGUCAUAUUUCUAUGCUUUACUUUUUAUUUUACCUUUUUUUUAUUACAUCACUUUAUACCUUAUUUUAGCCUGAUUGAUUACAUUUAAGCUGUGCAUUUUAUUGUACCUUUUUUCUAUU
Messenger RNA from Macrobrachium nipponense, 3579 nucleotides. Its product is annotated as glutamate receptor ionotropic, delta-2-like. The record is from RefSeq and is a predicted model, not a curated record. The transcript is spliced from 16 exons. Gene Ontology annotation, molecular function: ligand-gated monoatomic ion channel activity. Lineage: Eukaryota; Metazoa; Arthropoda; Malacostraca; Decapoda; Palaemonidae. Gene Ontology annotation, cellular component: membrane. Bases 121 to 2079 code for a protein of 652 amino acids.